GGCGCGGAGGGGGCGCCGGAAGCGGUUCCGUAGCGGUUCGCGAAGUACUGCGGUGGUGGGGGUUCACCGGCACCAUGGUGGAGGAAGUCCAAAAACAUUCUGUGCACACACUUGUGUUCAGAUCUUUGAAGAGAACCCAUGAUAUGUUUGUAUCUGAUAAUGCUAAGCCUAUCCCUUUAGAUGAAGAAAGUCACAAAGUAAAGAUGGCAGUCAAGCUGCGUACAGAGUAUGGCUCAGUGUUACAUAUGCCUACUCUGAAAGAAAAUUUGAGAGAGAAAGGAGGCCCAAACACUGGAGAUCCUUAUGGACACAAACAAUAUUCUGGAAAUCAAGGACCAGAGCUUGAGUAUAUGAUAACUGGUACACAUCCAUACCCACCUGGUCCUGGUGUGGCUCUGACAGCAGAUACUAAGGUCCAGAGGAUGCCCAGUGAAUCUGCAGCGCAGUCCUUAGCCGUAGCACUUCCUCCUUCUCAGUCCAGGCUGGAUGCAAAUCGGACAGCUGCUGGCGUAGGUGACAUUUACAGGCAUGCUGGAAUAUCUGAGCGUUCUCAGCCUCCUGGGAUGACUGUGGCUAUGGUGGAAGCUGGUGGAAACAAAAAUUCUGCAUUAAUGGCAAAGAAGGCUCCAACCAUGCCCAAACCUCAGUGGCAUCCACCUUGGAAACUGUACAGAGUUAUCAGUGGUCAUCUGGGCUGGGUGAGAUGUAUUGCAGUAGAACCAGGAAAUCAGUGGUUUGUUACUGGUUCUGCUGACAGAACCAUAAAGAUUUGGGACCUUGCUAGUGGCAAAUUGAAAUUGUCUUUGACGGGACACAUCAGUACUGUCCGAGGAGUGAUAGUAAGUGCAAGAAGUCCAUACCUUUUUUCUUGUGGAGAAGACAAACAAGUGAAAUGCUGGGAUCUUGAAUACAAUAAGGUUAUCAGACAUUACCAUGGUCAUCUAAGUGCUGUCUAUGGUUUAGAUUUGCAUCCAACAAUAGAUGUACUGGUAACAUGUAGCAGAGACUCAACAGCGCGAAUUUGGGAUGUAAGGACAAAAGCCAGUGUACACACCCUGUCAGGACACACAAAUGCUGUGGCGACAGUGAAGUGCCAAGCUGCAGAACCACAGAUUAUUACAGGCAGUCAUGAUACUACCAUACGGCUCUGGGAUUUAGUGGCAGGAAAAACUCGUGUUACUUUAACAAAUCACAAGAAAUCUGUAAGAGCAGUAGUGCUGCAUCCAAGACAUUACACAUUUGCAUCUGGUUCUCCAGAUAAUAUUAAGCAGUGGAAAUUCCCAGAUGGAAACUUCAUUCAGAACCUCUCUGGCCACAAUGCUAUCAUCAACACACUGGCUGUAAAUUCUGAUGGUGUUCUGGUCUCAGGAGCUGAUAAUGGUACUAUGCAUCUUUGGGACUGGAGAACUGGUUACAAUUUCCAGAGGGUACAUGCAGCUGUACAGCCAGGCUCUUUGGACAGUGAAUCUGGAAUAUUUGCUUGCGUUUUUGACCAGUCAGAAAGCAGAUUGCUAACUGCUGAAGCUGAUAAAACCAUAAAAGUGUACAAAGAAGAUGAUACUGCGACUGAAGAAACUCAUCCUGUCAGCUGGAAACCAGAAAUUAUCAAGAGAAAGCGAUUUUAGAGUGACAACAUACUUAUGCCAUCAUUUUGUUUUGUCUUUCCUGAGAGCAUUCAGUCAUAUUUUGUUCUGCCCCGAACAGCAGAGCCGGGAGUCAGCUAAGUCAUUGCUAUUUCAACAUGUUUUACAAUAAAUUUUAUUCUCUCUCCUUCUGUCUUUUUUUUUGGUGUGAUCCCAGCAAACCAGUUGCAGCUGUUAACUUUCUAUUUCUGGAGCAUGUAUAGUUCAUGAAAAGGGUAGUUGUGCAGGUGGUUACUUUUUCAUAUUAAUCUAAAUGUGUAAGUCUAAAAAUAUUUUGAUGAGCCUGGUUUUCUGAAAGACCCUUGCUUGAUUCCAAAAGUUAAUUGCAAAUGUAUGCAUAGGAACCCAUCUACUGGGAAUUUGAGUGACGCUUUUAAAUUUUAGACCAGUAUUGUUUACUAUACAUCUGUAACAGUAUACAGUAGUGGAACAGUAUAUAUACUAAAUUAUAGAGUAAUAAAGAAAGGAGGAGGACAAUAUAAUAAUAAUGAAGUUUGCUUUAUAAAUGCAGCCACUGAACACUGGCAGUGCUGAGUGAUUGAAUGAAAUGGAUCUUCAACGUGUUUGUUUCCCUAGGAAGGCUUUUGUGUGCAACCACUUAUUUCACUUCAGAGUGGACCUUAUGUAGCAAGGACCACUGUCAAAUCAUAUUGCUCACAAUCACUACAGGUUUAGGACCAAUUGACUUGCUUUGUAAAUCAUCUGUUUAUUUUCUCCAGUUAUGCAAAUCAUAUAUGAAAUCGGAGUACAGCAAACUUUUAAAACUGAGCUCUGAGAGGAAAAGUUCUUAAGCCAUUCCAGCCUUAAUUUUAUGUGUUGCUGUCUCCCCAUGAUCUUAUGAAGGAAUUUUAAAUAAAUUUUUAAAAUUAGUGAAAGAUAAGUAGUACUCCUGAAGGGAUAAAAUUUUCAUUAUACUUAAUGGUCACAUAACAAGCAGUAAACAUGUAAACCUCCUUGCUACAGCUUAUCUGUGAUGUCUGUGCUGCUCUAAAGCACUUUCUCUUCAGGAAGGGAGAAAAGAAUCAAGUCAUGAAGCCAUUCAGUUUUUGGACACUUUGCUAGCAACAUUAAUAGCUGUAGUGGCAAGUUUCAUGCUGGGUUCUGUGGCCACAGCAUCAACAGCAAGCAGUUCACAAAAAUUAUCUCUUUUCUCUGCCACUCUGACUUCUUUCAAAUUUGGGAUUUAUGUUUUGAGAUAUGACAGUUACUUGCAAUGUAACUUACAGAAAGCUAUUGAAACUAAGCAUUGUUUAUGUUAUUUUUGUCUUGCCUUAUAUCCAUACUGCAUAAAUAACUGAAUUUUGGUUGACAAAUAUUGUCCGAAACAUCUUCAUAAAAAAGGAAGAUAAGUAUUUCAUAUUUACAAAUUGGAUUGAAUAAUAUUUUACUUGGAUGAUAAUUAGUUUUUCUAGAUCUUUGUUACAUAUGUUUUCAUCUUAACUAGCAUAAUGGGGAAAAAUACAGGUUGUGGCUUAUGCAAAUUUUAGAUUGCUGCUAAUGCUUCACUCCAAAAAUCGCUGAAUUUUUGGUGUUACACAGAAAUUUCUUUCUCACAGUGAAAUCCUCCGUAGGAAACCAGAACGGAGAAGAAUCAUUUACUUGAAAAGGAGUAGGAUUGUUGUGGGGUGGGUUUUUUUGGUUUCUGUUUUUUUUAGAAAUGCUUGUUUCUUUUAAUAAUUUGGAAUCAGGAAGAGAAAAUAAGAGGCUUUGGCUCAAAGUUCUAGCGCAUCUUCUCUGUAAUGGCACUUUCUUGUGAAAACUGCAGUUAUUCCAGUUAUUCCACUGUGUAUUGCUUUGAAGAGAGAUAAAAAAAUUUUGCUGUAGAACCUAUUUCUUCUCUGGACUUCUGCAGGAAUCUGCUAGCACUGAGGCAGUGGUUGCCAGGGCAUUCAUUUUGUGCCCUGGGUAAAGACUUGGUUUGCAAAUUAAAGCCUACACACUAUUAUUUGGAAUAAUACUUCUCCUUUUUGACUCUAUGAAAUGCUGUCCUGGUUCUAAGUGUGGUUUAUUUUUUUUUUUAGUUGUAUUCUUUAAUAUAUGAUUUGCAUGUUUCCUUCCCAGCAGGUUAUCCUUCUGCUUGACAGUAAUGUGAAUAUCAUCACUUAUACUUCUAUAAGUAUUGUGACACAUCAAAAUUAUCAAAUUUCAUUUAAGUGUUUCUGUAGUGCCAAGUAAUCCUAGGUAAUGAGUUGAUACAUGUAUAUUUGGUCAUGUAGGAUACACGCUGAGAUUACAUUUGUCUGUAUAAGUCAUAAAGUGAAGCAAAAAAGGAGGAUCCGGUCCAUUGAGUGUCUUUUCCUUGCAUUGGGAAAGUGUCUCACUGCAAUGUCAAUUAAAGUGAUCUUGAGUGGGAGUCUAA
This is a messenger RNA of Colius striatus (speckled mousebird), 4002 nucleotides long. It is a transcript of the gene PLRG1, whose product is annotated as pleiotropic regulator 1. The record is from RefSeq and is a predicted model, not a curated record. The transcript has 15 exons. Gene Ontology annotation, cellular component: Prp19 complex; catalytic step 2 spliceosome; precatalytic spliceosome. NCBI's taxonomy places the organism in Eukaryota, Metazoa, Chordata, Aves, Coliiformes, Coliidae. Gene Ontology annotation, biological process: mRNA splicing, via spliceosome. Gene Ontology annotation, molecular function: protein binding. Bases 75 to 1625 code for a protein of 516 amino acids.